Messenger RNA from Plenodomus lingam JN3, 303 nucleotides. The record is from RefSeq and is a predicted model, not a curated record. NCBI's taxonomy places the organism in Eukaryota, Fungi, Ascomycota, Dothideomycetes, Pleosporales, Leptosphaeriaceae.
AUGCAGUUCAACGUCCUAGCCGUCCUCUCCUCUCUCCUUAUUGUCUCUAGCGCCGCCGCUAUCGAGCAGCGUCAGAUUGAUGAGACCAACUACUGCGACCGUUACAACGACCUUGACAUCGCCGUUACCUUCCCACACGAAACCCUGUGGGGAGAUUACAAGCUGUGCUGCAACUACUUGGGUCCUAACUCUCAGGAUACUCCCGGAUGCUGUGACACUUACGAAGGCGUUAAAAGCGGAGCUGGCUGGGAUCGCUGCAUUCCCAUUGAAGAACAGAAGAAGCCAGUAUGGCCACCGGCAUGA